GAUAAGGUAACACUAAGACAUGAAUGUAAAAUAUCGAUAAGAAUGUUGAUCGACUGAGUAUGAUGGAGGAGUGUGCGAUCAUUAACCAUAGAGGACUUACGAUUGAGCGCCAAGCGGAAGAGACAAUGUCAGAGCCCAAAAUUCGCCGCAUUGACUUUUCCGAGUCGGAUCAGCCAUCCGUAUCUCAUUCGGCAGAGGAAAGAAUUAUUUCCAUUCUUACGGAGCAGAAUGCGGCUCUACAGCGCAAAGUGGAUUUAUUAGGGGAGCAGCUGGCGGAGACCACCGCACUUCUGAAAAUAAAACUGAAGAGGGAAGGGAAGGCGGAGCUUGGAGGGGUACCCUUCCCCCUGAAGUCGGAGUACGACAUAGAGCUCUUCGAGAGCUCUAUGACAACAGAGCUGCGGGAGUUUUACACUCUAAGACCCUUUUGGACGAUGACCUACUCCCAAAGUACAACCUAG
Drosophila ficusphila is the source of this 461-nucleotide messenger RNA. RefSeq lists its product as uncharacterized. Lineage: Eukaryota; Metazoa; Arthropoda; Insecta; Diptera; Drosophilidae. The coding region runs from base 60 to 461 and encodes 133 amino acids. The transcript has 5 exons. The record is from RefSeq and is a predicted model, not a curated record.